AUGAGUGGUAAUUCACUUCCUAAAAAAAUUAAAGUUGUUGAAAAGAGUUCUGAUUUUGUAAGAGAUGAUGGUAGUAAAAGCAUCAAAUAAAUUUUAGGAGAAUUAAGAUUAUAAGAUAGGCAUAGGAGGGUAAAUUAGAGAAGGGAUCGUUACGAUUCUAAUAAUUCAAAUGGUAUUUCUCAAGAGAGAGAAAGCCAAAAAAGAGCACUUACGGAUUAUGAUUAAGAUAUUGAAUAGUUUAAAAAAGAUCUGAAAGUAGCUGAGUAAAGCAAUAAUAAAAAGGCAUAUAUAAGUGUAAAAAAUUACCUGGAAAUGCAAGAUCACUAGAUUAAGAUGAUUAAAAAUUGUAAUAAUAGUGCUCAAAUGGACAAAUUAACUUAAAUACUCAAAGAUUAAGAAGAAAUUACUCCUGAUAUGCUAAGUUUGAGUCCUUUAAAAUUUUAAAACCUCAGAAGGCAGCGUUCAUAUAUGUCUUACCAUGAUGAAAGUUAGAUGUUAAAAGGUAGUUUAAAUAAGAAUACAAGUAGAAAUAAUUUAAGUGUUUUAGAAAAAUCGCCUCCAAGUCGAUUCUCUACAAUUAACAACGAAACAAGGCCAUAUUCGAAUAUAGAAGAUAAGUAUGUUGAAUUACCUUCAAUAUAGAGUAAUAGUAUUAAUGAUAAAUAGUUUGAUUUUUCAGAAAAAGGAAUAAAAAAUGAAUAAUAGAGAAUCGAAGAACUAAAUUCUUCUAUUAUAAACGAAAGCAGCAUUCAAGAAUCUAUAUAAUCUCCAUAACACAAAGCUUAAUUAAGAGAAAAACUUAUCCCAUAAAUAGAUGAAUUUUUUAGGGGUAGAACAGCUCAAAAUUUUAUAAAAAGAGCAAGAUCUAGAAACAAUGAUUUAGGAGACAAAGUUUUAAAGAUAAAUGAUAACAAAACUAAGAUCAUGGAAAUGUACGAAUAUCAUACUAAAAAUUCUCGCUAAAUUGAAAAACUAGUAAGCGAUGAUACAGUAAAGCCUUUUCGUAAAUUUGGACAUAAGUCUGUUGAUCCUCAAAGAAAACUUUUUGAACAAAUAGAAAAUACAUUUAUGUACAACGAAGCUGGACCAUAUAACUUCUAAAUAAGUUAAAUAAGAAAAAAUGUUGAUAGCAAAAAGGAAAAGAGAUUAAAUACAGCAUUUAAUUAAAACUAAAAUACUAAGGUCUGUAAUGCUGCUUAAAACUAAAUUACAAUAAAAUAAAUUACAAGUAAAAUAUUUUAGUAGAGCAGGAAAAAAUAAAUUGAGUGCAAUUCAAUAGAAUAAAGAAAUGUCGAUCCUGUUAGGGUACAUUUUUUUUCAGUUGCCAAAGAAAUAAUACAAUAUCACUAAUAUAAAAGUAAAGGUAAUGAUAAUCUCAUGAGAUUGCUAGAAUAAAGCAUGGCUAAUAGAAAAGAAAUUAUUUUAGAUAAAUUAAAUGUGAUUAAUUCAAUAAAUGAAAUGUCUCCAUAAAACUAAGAUAAAGUUCGCUCUAUAAUGAGAAGAAAGCUUCAUAAAAGAAUUAACCUGAAUUCUAAUUAAAUAGCAAAGUUUUUAGAUAUGCUUGACUUUUUAAAAGAUUCAAACAUGGUCAUUUCUGAAAAUUUAAAAAAUGCCUUAAAAGAGCUUAGAAUUUUAUUGAUUUAAGGAAAAAUACUAAAAAACGAAACAUUUUAAUAAAUAAUUUUAUCAAAUAAUUUAUAGCUAAAUGAUAUACAAGUAGAGUUAAUUGAAAAACAUUUAAUAAACUCAACAAAAGUAUGA
Messenger RNA from Tetrahymena thermophila SB210, 1761 nucleotides. RefSeq lists its product as hypothetical. The transcript has 8 exons. The record is from RefSeq and is a predicted model, not a curated record. Lineage: Eukaryota; Ciliophora; Oligohymenophorea; Hymenostomatida; Tetrahymenidae.